Ostrea edulis (European flat oyster) is the source of this 998-nucleotide messenger RNA. RefSeq lists its product as uncharacterized. Bases 9 to 950 code for a protein of 313 amino acids. Lineage: Eukaryota; Metazoa; Mollusca; Bivalvia; Ostreida; Ostreidae. The record is from RefSeq and is a predicted model, not a curated record. The transcript has 3 exons.
UGAACAACAUGGCGUUCUCUCUGUGUCUAUUGUUCGUUCUGGGGAGCAUUGUGUUUAGCCUACAGGACCAAACAAUCCCUGAGGUGUCCAGCCCACAAGACGAAACGGUCCGUGAUGUACACAGCCCAGAUGACCAAAUAGUACGUGAAAUAGACCGUAGAUUGUUGUUAAAUGACCCACAAACAAUUCUGGUCCAGUUAGAGGCAAUACAAAGAGAAAUGCAGACUUUAAAAACACUGGUCAACUCACAGCAAACUAAGAUCCAAUCAAUGCAAACGCUGGAAACAUUGGUCAACACCCAACAGACUAAGAUCCAAUCACUGGACACGCUGGUCAACUCACAACACAUUCAAAUGCAAUCUUUACAGAGUCAGUUGACCAAAACUGCAAACCAAGGGCUCGGUACAACUUAUACAGUAUGGGGACGGAAAAAUUGUCCGGCACUCAAUGGAACUAGCACUGUGUACUCAGGUAUAAGUGCAGGUUCACCGUACCAUGUUGGCGGUGGAGGAGCGAAUACAUUAUGUCUUACCCAUAAUCCUGAUCAGCCGCCGUCUGACUUUCCUACCUACCGAGAAAAAGAUGGAUGGUUGUAUGGAAGCGAGUAUCAGUUCACGUACAGAAAUUAUGCAAUAGAUGACGAUGUCCCAUGCGCCGUUUGUCUUGCAGCAUAUUCAACUGCCGUUUUGAUGAUUCCAUCGAAAACAAGUUGUCCCAGUAGUUGGAACGUGGAAUAUCGCGGGUUUUUAACAUCCCAGAGUGCCACAGACGGAAGACCGUCAUAUGAUUAUAUGUGUCUUCAUGAAAAUGCAGAGUAUCUGACAGAAGGGGCUCGCCAACAGAAUUAUAACGGACAUUUGUUUUAUCCGGUGAUAACACAGUGUGGCUCAUUACCAUGUCCGCCAUACAUCAAUGCAAAAUACGUUACGUGUGUUGUUUGUUCUAAGUAAAAAGCAUUCUGUAUUCUUUAAAAAUAAAAUGUAUUCGAUAUGGUGAGA